This is a messenger RNA of Bicyclus anynana (squinting bush brown), 2328 nucleotides long. It is a transcript of the gene Vti1a, whose product is annotated as vesicle transport through interaction with t-SNAREs homolog 1A. The transcript has 6 exons. Gene Ontology annotation, biological process: macroautophagy; vesicle fusion with Golgi apparatus; Golgi to vacuole transport. The record is from RefSeq and is a predicted model, not a curated record. The coding region runs from base 187 to 816 and encodes 209 amino acids. Gene Ontology annotation, molecular function: SNAP receptor activity; SNARE binding. Lineage: Eukaryota; Metazoa; Arthropoda; Insecta; Lepidoptera; Nymphalidae. Gene Ontology annotation, cellular component: SNARE complex; ER to Golgi transport vesicle membrane; endoplasmic reticulum membrane.
UGAUCAAGAUUGUGCUAAAAUUCUUUUCUUCACUUCAUCUUCAAGUGUAGAAAAUGUUUUUAAAUUUAAUAUAAAAUACAAUAAGAUUGAAUAAUGAUGUCCAAUUAAAUAGGUUUCUAAGAUAUAUUAUACUUAAGUUAAUUGGUAGUGAAAUGUGAUAGUACUCGUGAAGGACAAUCGGUAAAAAUGUCCACAUUAAUCCAAUCGUAUGAACAACAGUACUCUGUACUUACAGCAGAUAUUACAUCAAAAAUAGGACGAUUAAAAUCUUCUAAUGAUGAAGACAGAGAACAGUUGUCCAGACAAAUUCAGGCUAAUUUUGAAGAGGCUAAUGAUUUGUUGGAACAACUGGAGUUGGAGUACCGAGGCUCGGGCGCCGGCUCCCGCGUGGCCGCCUACCGCGCGGAGCUGCAGAGGGUGCGCGACGAGUACCGCGCAGUUGCCACCAACAAUGCUACGUAUAACAUAGACCCAGAUGAAUAUGAAGACUGGUCAAUGGUGAAUGACCAGAGACAAAGGUUGCUGGACAACACAGAACAACUUGAGAGGACUGGAAAGACAUUAACGGAAGGUUACAGAGUGAUCUUGGAGACAGAGCAGAUAGGUGCCGCCGUGUUACAAGAUCUGAGUGAGCAACGGGAGACGAUUCAAAGGUCUAGGGGACGGCUGCGCGAGACAGACGAGCAGCUGAACCGCUCGGCGCGGCUCAUGAACAGCAUGCUGCUGCGCGCGCUGCGCGAGCGCGUGGUGCUGGGCGCCGUGCUGGCGGCGCUGGCCGUGCUCGGCGCCGCUGCGCUCUACUUCUACGUCACCUAGCGGCGUCAGGGCUUUCGUAUACCGGGUCGCCAUAAUAUGUUGGACAUUCAAGUUUCUGGCCUGACAGUGUUUAGUAUACAAGCCUCUACAGAAAGCAAGAGACGCUGCGACGCGGCCGGUGCGGUAGUCUGCGAUCAACUAUCUGUAAUUUAUUUAUUAUAAUAAUAAUAUUUGUUGUAUAUUUUGAAGAAAUUGUGCUGUUUAUUUAUAACUCAAUUCCUAGCUAAAAUUAAUUUAAUUGGUUGGGCGUACGCCAAUAGUAAGCGAAAUCAAUUUAGCCUAUUUAUUUGAAUCAUAAACAAAAUAUUGAAUAAAACAUGAUUUUGAAUCGACGUGUGUACUGUAAAUUUAUACAAAUUUUAUGAAGAGGUAAAGUUUGUGGUGUUGUAUAGGCUAAUCUCUGGAUACCCCAUAACCGGUUUUGAUAAUUCUUUUAUCACUAGAGAGCCACGUUAUAUGUGAGUGUCAGCUAUAAUUUAUCCCCGUAUUCUCACGGAAACGGGAACUACGUGGGUGAAACCGCGGGGCGUCGGCUCUAUAACGAUACAAUGCGUUUGUGUGUUUGUUUGCGAUAAUAUCUAAGACUACCCGCCGAUUUGUAAAAAAUCUUGUGCAUUCUAGAUAGUCACUAGGAGUAACAGAGAUACAUUAUGCGAGUACAUAAAUCCAUAUUUAUAUUAUAUAAAUAAAAAUAAGACAGUGUAAGAAGUAACUUACUAAACAGAAAGUAUUAGAGAAGUUAAAUAAAGACAUUGAUAUUUGUAUAUUUUUCCUUUGUGUACCUGUAUUGGUGUAUUCAUCUUGUACUUUCGUAAAUAAAUUAGUGACUUAAAAGCUUUAGCAACAAUAAAUAAAUAUUCAAAAAUAUAUUAAAAAGAACAAAACAUUGUUAACAUACGUCGUUGUAAAUUUAUAAUUUGAAAGAGCAAGAUGAAUACGCCAUUUUAAUUUUAUGUAAGACUGUUUACUGUGAAAUAUUUUCUGUAUUUUUUUUUUAAUUUUCAACACAUAUUUAUAGUAGGUUAAUAAGUAAAUUCUAUAAAUAGGUAUUAUACUUUGGUUUUAUUUAUCUGAGUCACAUAAUUUACCUUCGAUUUCACGAUUUUACAGAAACGCUAAAUCGCUAGGCGGUACUUUCAUAAUAGUAGAAUGCAAAUUUUAUGAUUAUGCGCAGGUUGUACUUAAAGUAUGCUAAAGAGGUUAAGGUUGAUGCCCUGCCACCGCGACCGAACGUUACCGCUGACACCUAAACAUUUGUAUUGCGCUGCAUAACGCACGAUGUUCCGAAACUUCAUGUAGUUAGCAUCAUAUAGGUAAAUAACUAUGUACAGCCGAUGCCUACCAAAUUUUAUAAGCCAAUUUCUAAAAUUUAAAAUCCUAAACCGAUUCGCAGUGGGAAUUAAACCUAAGAGAUCCACCAUUAAUCAAACAUUAAUGGACCAAAAUUUAAUGAAUGAACCGUUACAAUGUCCAAAUUAGUAUUAUUUAAUAAAUAAUAAUAUCAAUUUUAAA